This is a messenger RNA of Coniophora puteana RWD-64-598 SS2, 1062 nucleotides long. RefSeq names its product ribose-5-phosphate isomerase. The transcript is spliced from 6 exons. Gene Ontology annotation, molecular function: ribose-5-phosphate isomerase activity. Gene Ontology annotation, cellular component: intracellular membrane-bounded organelle. Gene Ontology annotation, biological process: D-ribose metabolic process; pentose-phosphate shunt, non-oxidative branch. The record is from RefSeq and is a predicted model, not a curated record. The coding region runs from base 84 to 914 and encodes 276 amino acids. Lineage: Eukaryota; Fungi; Basidiomycota; Agaricomycetes; Boletales; Coniophoraceae.
GCACUGGCCUUCACUCCCUCCUUUCCACCUGCAUCUGCUCUUUCCCCAACUCCAGUCAAACCGCCAUCCCUCGACCCGUAAACAUGCCCGUCCCCACAGAGGUCGCCAGGAUCACCGCUCAAAGCGUUUCCAAGCUCACUCCCAUCGAGUCAUCUAAGCGCGCAGCAGCCUACAUCGCCGUCGAUAGGCAUGUCAAGCCAGAACACAAGAUAAUAGGCAUCGGCUCGGGUUCCACCGUCCCCUACGUCGUCGAGCGCAUCGUGCAGCAGGGCGCGGAGCUCAACAAGGGCCGCAUAUUCAUUCCCUCCGGCUUCCAGUCCAAGGAGCUCAUCGUGAGCAACAAGCUCAACCUCGGCGACGUCGACCUCUACCCGACCAUCGACGUCACCAUCGACGGCGCAGACGAGGUGGACAACGAGCUGAACUGCAUCAAGGGCGGUGGAGCAUGUCAUCUCCGCGAGAAGUGCAUCGCCGAAGCGGCCAAGACGUUCAUCCUCGUCGCCGACUACCGCAAGAACGUUGAGUUCCUUGGUACCAACUUCACCCCUGGAGUGCCCGUCGAAGUCGUCCCCUUCGCAUACGCCAAGGUCCUCCAGAACCUGCAGCACGUCCUCGGCUCACCAACCGCCACGCUCCGCAUGGCCAAGGCCAAAGCCGGACCCGUCGUCACGGACAACGGUAACUUCGUCAUCGACGCGCCCUUCUCGCGAGACGUUUUCCGUGACCCGUUCACCAUCAUGGCGCGGAUAAAGAUGCUCACGGGCGUCGUCGAGGUCGGCCUCUUCUGCCGCAUGGCCAUCUGCUCUUACUUCGGCAACGAGGACGGGAGCGUGAGCGUGAAGGAGCAGGUCGGGCCCGUGGAGGACCACCGGAUCGAGAUGUCGCAUAUCCCCGCGUCCGAGCUUGACAUAUAGCCUGGUCGUCUUUAGAGUUUCGCUGAAUCUCGUGGUGGCUAUCUGUUCGUGCGUCUUGAUGUAGACGUUUUGGAUGAUUGUAUAAUGUGUGUAUUGUUACUAGUUUAAUCAUAGAUCUCCUGCUAUCGUGUCUUGAUUUGAACUUGUU